AUGGAGGUGAUCCUCCAUGUAUAUGAUGUGACGAAUAGUGCUUCAGACAAGACAAACAAUACAAUUAUGCAGAUCAAUAAGAUCUUCAAAGAUGGUAUUGGCCUUGGUGGCAUCUUCCACAGCGCCGUUCAGGUUUAUGGAGAAGAUGAGUGGUCAUUUGGGUAUUGUGAACAAGGUACUGGAGUCUUUAGCUGCCCAACUGGAAAGAAUCCAAUGUAUAGAUACCGUGAAAGCAUCAAACUUGGAACAACAGCUUUUUCCAUCUUCAAGGUUAAUCAGAUUCUGAGGGAACUUAGUAGAGAGUGGCCUGGACACUCAUAUGAUUUGUUAUCAAAAAAUUGUAAUCAUUUCUGUGACGAAUUCUGUGACAGGCUUGGCGUGCCAAAGCUUCCUGGUUGGGUAAACAGGCUUGCAAAUGCUGGUGAUACUGCUGCAGAAAUAGCAGGAAACACAGCUUAUCGAUUGAGACAAGCUAAAACUGAAAUUGUAGCGGCUAGCAAAAUAGCAUACCGAUUCCUUGCUGGAGUUGCUUCUAACAACUCAAUUGCAACUCCAGGGUCCCCUGUUAACUCUCCUAGAGGAAGUCCCAGAUUCCAAGCUACUUGGUUCAAGAACCUUAUUUCUUCUGGUUCUAAGCCAUCUACUAGUUCAGAACUGGACAAUCGGGAUGAAGAGUUGAUGAGGGAGCGUAAGCAUCAAGGAGCAGAAACUCCAAUAAUGCAGAGUUCACGAUCUGCAAUCUGA
Messenger RNA from Fraxinus pennsylvanica, 744 nucleotides. The record is from the annotation of a GenBank genome assembly. NCBI's taxonomy places the organism in Eukaryota, Viridiplantae, Streptophyta, Magnoliopsida, Lamiales, Oleaceae.